Molecule: messenger RNA, 613 nt
Organism: Dioscorea cayenensis subsp. rotundata (Guinea yam)
Lineage: Eukaryota; Viridiplantae; Streptophyta; Magnoliopsida; Dioscoreales; Dioscoreaceae
Exons: 8
Coding region: 158-559 (133 amino acids)
Source: RefSeq, a predicted model, not a curated record
UUCCUUCUUCGGCCGAACAUCCAAGGUUUUGAAAAAAAAUUCGUCGUCGAGUUUUUCAAUAAAUCAACGCUUCUAUUCACUUCCUCCCACUCUCCUGAGCUUGGUGGCGAAACAUCUUCGAAGAGGAAGAAAAUCGCUGACCAGUGUGUGCGUAUCCAUGCGAGACGACAUGUUCUGUUUAGUGGUUUGGGGGCGUCGUAGUGAGGCGAAGUGCUUGGGAAUUUGUAUCUCGAGUCAGCAUGAGUUUGUGAGCCUUGUGAGGACUCGAGGAUUGAGUGGUGGGUGUCCCUCCUCGGGUUGUCGUGGCGAUUGUCACGUGGAGGCCCACGGAAAACUUAACAAAAGGGAAUUGCACAAACUCAAAACGACUCCCAAGUUGAACUUUUUACACAAGAAAGUGUGGCGAUCGUACAACAAUCUGGUUCUUUUUUGGGCUUCACAAGUCUAUGAAACAACUGAUUGCAAUAUGGAUGAUGCUUUAUUAUGCCAAAGGAAAACACUCAAACUCAACAUGACAAACAAGCUGAAAUUUGCACACAAGAAAGCAUGGGGAAUAUAGACCCAUGAUGACCCAGGCUCAACAAUGUGUAAGAAUGAGGUGUAGAGCUAAAAA